AUGGGUGAUAUGAGAGGAUGGGACAGACAGGAAAGCAAUCCAAGAGGCAGUGCGUGCGAGGGGAAGACGGGCGAGAGCAGAGCUGUCUCACUGGCCGGCUGGCUUGGAGGAACAGAGAAUGGAGGCAGCAGACGAAGAAGAAGCAGACAUCAGAGCACAAAGAGCUGCUGCAACAACAGGACGCAGGUCACUUAA
Molecule: messenger RNA, 195 nt
Organism: Uncinocarpus reesii 1704
Lineage: Eukaryota; Fungi; Ascomycota; Eurotiomycetes; Onygenales; Onygenaceae
Exons: 1
Coding region: 1-195 (64 amino acids)
Source: RefSeq, a predicted model, not a curated record